AUGGUGACCAAGUUCUACCAGCAUCUCUUGGCCUUGGUGUUUGCUGUAAAUGAGGUAAAUGAGGAUCCCCACCUUUUGCCCAAUGUCACCCUUGGAUUCCAUAUUUAUGAUAGCUACUAUGAUGCAAGGAUGGUCUACCGCAAUAACUUGGAUCUCCUCUCAAAAGCUGACCGGUUUGUCCCCAACUUCCACUGUGGGGUGGAGAAAAACCUCAUAGCUGUCAUUGGGGGGCUUGGCUAUGAUAUUUCCUUCCACAUGGCAGGCCUCUUAAGUCUCUACAAAAUUCCACAGACACAGCCCGUGUCUUUGUGCAACCACCCCUGCCUCCCUGGUUAUCAGAAGGAAAAGAAAGAAGGAGCAAAAUUUUGUUGUUACAAUUGUGUCCCAUGCCCAGAAGGGAAGAUUUCAAACCAGAAAGAUAUGAAUGACUGCUCUGAAUGUCCAGAACAUCAGUAUCCAGGAAGGCACCAGGACCAAUGCAUUACCAAAACUUUAAUUUUCCUAUCCUAUAAAGACCCUUUAGGAGCUAGUUUAGCAAUUCUCGCUCUAUCUUUUGCCCUCCUCACUCUCUUCUUGCUAGGAAUUUUCAUAAAGCACAGAGAUACUCCAAUAGUCAAAGCCAACAAUAGGGAACUCACCUACACUCUCCUUGCAUUCCUGCUUCUUUGCUUUCUCUGCUCUUUUUUAUUCAUUGGACGACCUGGAACCGUAAGCUGCCUUCUGCGACAAGCAGCUUUUGGCUUCAUCUUCUCAGCGGCUGUUUCCUGUGUGUUGGCCAAAACCAUCACUGUCAUUGUGGCCUUCAUGGCCAUCAAACCAGGGUCCAGCCUGAGAAAGUGGCUGGGGAAAAGAUUGGCCAGGCUCAUAAUUCUUUCCUGCUCCCUUCUUCAAGCAGCCAUCUGUGUAGUAGGGAUGGCCAUCUCUCCUCCUUUCCCAGAUCUGGACCAUAAGACCCUAAUCACUGAAAUUAUAGCUGAAUGCAAUGAAGGCUCUGCCAACAUGUUUUACCUUGUCUUGGGUUACCUGGGCCUUCUGUCCAUCAUCAGCUUCAUAGUGGCUUUCCAAACGAGGAAGUUGCCAGAUAACUUCAAUGAAGCCAAGUUUAUCACCUUCAGCAUGCUGAUUUUUUGCACUGUUUGGUUGUCCUUCAUUCCAGCUUAUUUGAGCAUCAAAGGGAAGUACACAGUAGCUGUGAAGAUCUUCUCCAUCAUAGCAUCCACUUUUGCACUACUUGGUUGCAUCUUUUUCCCCAAAUGUCACAUUAUUGUGCUGAGGCCUGACUUGAAUUCCAAGGAGCACUUGAUAAAAAGGAAGACUUAG
This is a messenger RNA of Candoia aspera, 1320 nucleotides long. RefSeq names its product vomeronasal type-2 receptor 26-like. Gene Ontology annotation, biological process: G protein-coupled receptor signaling pathway. The record is from RefSeq and is a predicted model, not a curated record. Gene Ontology annotation, molecular function: G protein-coupled receptor activity. Bases 1 to 1320 code for a protein of 439 amino acids. Gene Ontology annotation, cellular component: plasma membrane. The transcript has 3 exons. Lineage: Eukaryota; Metazoa; Chordata; Lepidosauria; Squamata; Candoiidae.